AUGGCCAAAAAGCAGAAACAUGGGUCAUAUUUCGACAAGCCUAAAGGUGAUAUCUCAGGGACACCCUUCCCCGACCUUGUAUGGGAAGAAAUCGCGAGCUACUUGGAUGAAGGGUCGUUGUUCGAAUUGGGACGAGCAUGUCGGUCGCUAAACGAUUUCGCUUUUACCUUCUACCUCGAGACGCAAAGCGAGUACUACACCUUUGGAGAUUUCCUCUCUGCCCCUGUUGGCUAUCCCCCUUCCCUCUUGACAGCUCUACGAUGUGCUCUAUUCGUGAAGGGCCUUCGCCGCAUCAUGGUGGGCCCUAAAUCCGUCGAAACCCUCCAAGACUUGAUUCAACAGCUGCUCGAUCUCCGCGCCAUUGUCCGCCAGCAAACCGACUGUCACACCUUGUCCUUGUACCUCUCCUCCGUCGAUUUCCGAAUUCAAAAGUGCGGCGGAUUGGCAUUUGCGAGGGGGAUCCGCGUGUCGGAAACCGCGUUCCAGGAGCUCUUGUGCAGCCUGGUGACGACUGCUGUCAAUAAAGGUUGCAAGAGCCUGGAUAUCAGCAAGGGAACCGCACUCUUCACUGGACGUGCUUUUGGGGCCGGGCCACUUACAAGGCCUUCCUAUUCAAAAACGAAGAAGCAGGCUGCGCCCGUAACGAUCGAACCAGGUCCUAAAGAAGGGCCUCAAGAGGCGACGAGUAAAGGCCCCGGGGCUAGUCUUCCAUCGCUUGGGUCGCAGCCCCAGGCACUGAAGGGUCCACGACCUGAAGUAGAACUCCCGGGUCGAGCACGACACUCGCUUCUCAACCUCAAACGGCUCUUUCAAACUGGAUUCCGGAAGAAGAAACCGAAACCGAUGGCUUCCCUGAGCCCUACUCCUACAACUACGCCUCCUUCCGCCUCUUCGGCUCCUGUGAGACCUGAGCUGGAAGUGGUCAGCUCGUCGAAGCAGGGCAUUGCACUUGUCCCUGGGCCAUCAGAACCUGAACCCUCCCUGAGCUCGCAGACAAGCCUCCCCAUGCCCUCUCACGGACCAGAUAUUCAGUCGUCACUACGCGAAAUCCAACUUCGAUCCGACAUGCUUCUCUUACCUCUCUUCUAUGACUUUACUUCGUCUCUCCUCAGAGCCAGUUCAUCCACCCUCAGCAAGCUCGUCAUCGAAUGCUCUUCCACACCUUCGUCCGUCUGGCACGACUUCUUCACCUCGGUUCAGAUCUCCUGUUUGAGGAUGCUGGAGAUCAUUGUAAGCAUGCUCCUAGUGGAGGAGAUGUUGGACAUCGCACCGGACGACCUUGCUUACUUCCUCUCGCGCCACACGACCUUGGAGGUGAUAACCCUCUAUGGGCUAAAGCCAGGUGUCCCAUCGCAGGCUCUAACGGAGCGCCUUUUCAUGCCUGGAUUGAGGUCGUUUAGGGGCCAUCCGGCGUAUGUGUCGUGGAUCCUCGACCUUGAUCCGGCGCAGGUACCACGGCUCGAGCGCGUCGUUGCCAACACCGAGUACUACAGCAGUAAUUCAAACCGACCGUUCGAUCAUCGAUUGUUGGACGGGGUGCUGCAGUCGCUGGGUGCGCGAAACCUCACCCUUGGACUCGACUUGACGAUUACCGAAGGACGGGACGAGUGGUUCCAGAGCCGCGUGGACGAUCCAGACAGUGGACCAAUUAAAUCGCUCACCAAUAUCCGGACACUCGACCUCAACUACUCUUGGUAUAUGGUCCUCAAGCCGCCCGAACUCGAAUUCUUGACGCGAUUCAUCAAUACCUUCCCGGCGGUCGAGCACCUGCUGCUAAACGAAUUCGCCAUCGAUGUGGAGUCGACGGGUUGGGCGCUAAGCGAAACUGAGAAAGUACAGGACUUCUUUGCGCGUCGUUGCCCGAGGUUGCGAACCGUCAAGAUCAAUGGGCGUCUGUCUAUCUCGCUGGUUCCAGUUUCGGUGAUGGAGCCGGGCUCUAAUGGACCACAGUGA
Messenger RNA from Coprinopsis cinerea okayama7#130, 1953 nucleotides. RefSeq lists its product as hypothetical. NCBI's taxonomy places the organism in Eukaryota, Fungi, Basidiomycota, Agaricomycetes, Agaricales, Psathyrellaceae. The transcript has 2 exons. Bases 1 to 1953 code for a protein of 650 amino acids. The record is from RefSeq and is a predicted model, not a curated record.